Molecule: messenger RNA, 3318 nt
Organism: Sebastes umbrosus (honeycomb rockfish)
Lineage: Eukaryota; Metazoa; Chordata; Actinopteri; Perciformes; Sebastidae
Product: gamma-aminobutyric acid receptor subunit rho-1-like
Exons: 10
Coding region: 5-1438 (477 amino acids)
Biological process (GO): signal transduction; regulation of membrane potential; monoatomic ion transmembrane transport
Cellular component (GO): GABA-A receptor complex; synapse; membrane
Molecular function (GO): GABA-A receptor activity; extracellular ligand-gated monoatomic ion channel activity; neurotransmitter receptor activity
Source: RefSeq, a predicted model, not a curated record
AACCAUGCAGGUGGAUGCUGUUCUUGUGCUCUUCUGUGUUUGGCUCGCGGGUGCCGCUGGGAAGAUGGCCCAGUCGAGGGGUCACAAGCUGGAGACCAACAAACAGAGCAGGUCGCGAAGAGAGACCAGCAUGGAUGGGGGUGGAGGUCCCAAAACCGGAAGCCCAAUUUACAAACGCAGUCCCGACAUGACAAAAACUCUGAUGACAAAAUCUGAGCAACUCCUGAGAAUAGACGACCACGAUUUCACCAUGAGGCCGGCAUUUGGAGGUCCUCCAAUUCCUGUUGGAGUGGAUGUUCAGGUUGAAAGUCUGGACACCAUCUCCGAGGUGGAUAUGGACUUUACCAUGACUCUGUACCUGCGUCACUACUGGAAGGACGAGCGGCUGUCGUUCCCGAGCACCAACAACCAGAGCAUGACCUUCGACAGUCGCCUGGUGAGGAAGAUUUGGGUUCCUGACAUGUUCUUCGUCCACUCCAAGCGCUCGUUUAUCCACGACACCACAACCGAUAACGUCAUGCUGAGGGUUUACCCCGAUGGCAACGUCCUCUACAGUCUCAGAGUCACUGUCACUGCCAUGUGCAACAUGGACCUCAGCCGCUUCCCUCUGGACACCCAAACCUGCUCGCUGGAGAUCGAGAGCUAUGCGUACACAGAUGACGACCUGAUGUUGUACUGGAAGAAAGGCAACGAAUCCCUGAACACGGACGAGAGAAUAUCUCUGUCCCAGUUCCUCAUCCAGAAAUUUCACACCACCACCAAGCUGGCUUUCUACAGCAGCACAGGCUGGUACAAUCGUUUGUAUAUCCACUUCACCCUGCGGCGCCACAUCUUCUUCUUCCUGCUGCAGACCUACUUCCCUGCUACUCUGAUGGUCAUGCUGUCCUGGGUGUCCUUCUGGAUUGACCGCAGGGCCGUCCCUGCCAGGGUGCCACUAGGCAUCACCACCGUGCUGACCAUGUCCACCAUCAUCACCGGGGUCAACGCCUCCAUGCCGCGGGUCUCCUACAUCAAGGCAGUGGACAUUUACCUCUGGGUCAGUUUUGUCUUUGUCUUCCUGUCGGUGAUAGAGUACGCGGCGGUCAACUACCUCUCCACCGUGCAGGAGAGGAAAGAGAGGAAGCUGAGGGAGAGACUGCCGUGUACAUGCGGCAUUGGCAACCCUGACGACAUGAUGAUCGACCCCCAGAUCACUGGCUACGGGUCCAUGGAUGUCAACACCACGGGGAAUUAUGGGAUGCCAGAGAACGGCGGCCGCCAGGAUCGAAUGUUGGCCCAGGUGUCACUGAAUGACCCGCAGAUGACAGGCCAGGUGAGGCCAUCCAGAGGCUACGUGAACAUUUGGAUAGACACCCACGCCAUAGACAAGUACUCCAGGGUCGUGUUUCCUGGAGCGUACAUCCUCUUUAACAUCAUCUACUGGUCCAUCUACUUGUAACCCAGGAUGCAGACUCAGAUCCUCUGUGAGAGUCGUCCAUGAUGAGGCUGGAGCAGGAAAAUAACAUUGAUGCUUUUCAGACAGAGAACUGCACUUAAGAUGCAUGGGGACCACUGACAGAUUGGUGACCAUUGCCUUCUCGACCCAGCGACUUAAAACUGAAGAGCUUAUGAAUGAGCUACUGACAAACGAGACAGUCGUCGUCGCUGGUUUUGUCACUCUAUGUGGUUUCAUGUUGUAACGGUAGUGCUGUUGGUGAGAAGACGUUUGGAUGUUGUUGACUUGCCGCACAGAGAGACGCACAGACAUGGACCCGUGUUAACUGUGCAGUUUAAAAUCUGAGACAUUUCAGAGAUUUCUGACAUUUCCUGCGUAUGGACAAUUUGCUUCUCCUUUGCAUAUGAACUAUGACUUGACAAUCAAUGGCAAACUAAAAAUAUUUUAAGGAGUAGUUCGGCUUAUUUGCUUUCUGGUGGAAAGUUAGAUGAGAAGAUUGAUACAACUCGAUGGGCCUCAUGCAAGAUGCAACAUAUGAACACUUUUUCUCUUAGUUGUGUUCGUAUCCACGAUUUCUUCUUAUUUUGUUAGUACCCAAAAAAUGUUCUCUUACCCUGGUAAGAGAAAAUGUUACGAGUGGUUGAGAAAAAAAUACCUUGUUUUCACAUGCAGUCCACAAAUUGUUUGCCCAACGCAAGUAAACAUAAGGUUUUAAUUUGUGGAACAUAAAAAUAUAUAUAUUAUUAUAUGUGUUUGAGUGAUUAUAAUGAUUGGAUUAUUAAAUUUGUGGGCUAAAGAAACACUAUUGGUCCAUUGAUCUCAAUUAAGACUAUAAAAACGCUUGGAUGAUAUCUAUCUAUCUAUCUAUCUAUCUAUCUAUCUAUCUAUAUAUCUGCAUCUCUCCGAUUCUUGGACAUGUGCCAGCGUAUUUCCACAUGGCACAAUGCCUGCCCUUAUAUAGUGUUUUGGCAGCGUUACCUAUAAUUAUAUUUAACAAAUUGGCCACACGCCUCCAAUUUAUUUAAUUUCAAAUGUGAGUCAUCAUUCAGCACACCUGAGUAAGAGCAGAUUUGGAUGGUUAAGAACAUUUGAUGCAUCUGGAGUUGACUCCUUAUAUUUUCUCUUAACAGAAAAUUAACAGAUAAUAUGAGAGAAUAUUGCUGCAUGAGGCCCAAUCUUCUUAUCUGAUUUUGCCUGAGAAAAUGAAUAAGCACCAUUUCCUCAAAUGUGGAACUAUUUCUUUAAAAACCUGCUAAUCUGAUUUUUUCUUUUGCAGCACGUUAGUAUGAUUCAGUAUGUGUGACAUUUUCUUGUGAUCUUUGUAUCAAUGCAAUUGUUUUGCUGUCAAGCUACUUACUGCGUUGCAUUUGUGAUUUGAUAAAGUUUAGUAAAAAGGCAAAAAUAAUGCAGUCUAUUUAAAUCACAAAUGUAAAAAUAUAUAUGUUUAGUAAAUCCCAAGCACUGAUUAUGGUAUUGACUUUUUUUUUUAAAUGUCCUUAUUUCUUCUUUUUUUUUAUACAACUGAAGCUCAUCUCCUCUGUUCGGUGUUGUGAGGCUUUGAGGUUCACUGUGACCCGUUAGUUGCUAGUUUUAUCGUCUUUUUCAGCUUAAAACAACUUUAUACUUUGUAAGGAAAAACAUAUAUUAAAACUAUCUUUUGGUGGUUUAUGACAAUGUAACAACCAAACAGAUAGAUAUUAAAUCAAACUCUGGAAAAAAUGUUAUAUAUGGGAAAAAAUGUUAAAUAAAUGUUUUGUUUUCUGAAAAUGUGUAAAUUAUUUUGAGCAGAGCUUAGGUGCUUAACAACAUAAUUACAAUACUGUAUAUUUUAAAUCUCCAUGUAAUACAUUUAGUACGUACAAAUAUAAAUGGAUUGAGAUGCA